CAAGACAGGCAGAGGAGAACCGCUUGUGCACUGAGGUAUCCCUGACCAGAAGUACUUGCAUCCCGGGCUGCAUACCAUCUGUUUUAAGGGGCUCUCCUUAACCCAGCAUCUGCCUACACUAGAGUUGUCUACGUCUAGCACAAUUUUGUAAGGCAGCCACAAGGUUGCACCCUGUCGAACACGACUCCUCAAAAUUCCCUACAACGCAACACUGUCAAAGCCAACUUUAUUACAUCCUAUUGUUGACGCUGUGUGGGCAGCCAUGCACACCUUCAACUUCAUCAGGCCAUUUCCACCGUCAUUCCCAACUGCUAGACUGGAGUGCCAUUUCCAAAAUAACUUGAAGAACUGAAGCAGAAUAACAGAAACAUAGCUGGAUUGUGAUAAAACUGUUCCAGAAGUAAAAUAUUAAAUUAAAAUCACCCCCCCCCCCCCCAGUAGGAUUAUCCUAGCUGAAUGUGCAAAGCAUCAGUGAAUAAUACAGACCCCAAAACAUAUAUACUUAAGAAAUAGGAAAUGUCCAUGCGUCAAGAGACCAGAGGGCAGUAAAUAACGAUGCCUAAUGUGUAUUGAUGGUGUGGAAGAGAACACGUUAGAAAUAAGGCGAGGCAAGCCGGGCCAUUCUUUUGACAAAUAGACUUCACAGCACACUGUGUGAACUGGGUCGUGAAAUUAAUUUACUUUUUUUUUCCCCCCUCCAUGUCUUUUGCUCGCCUCUUCUCGCUUCCUCAAAUGGCUUAAAUAGCAUUUUAAUCAUAAGUUGGAGGUUGACUGGUUCUUGAAAGGGAGAGACAUGCCUACUUUCUCCUGCUUCAACCUUGUGAAUGACCAGAGGCUUUAAGCAGCAAGUUGCUUGUGCCAGUAACUAGUUUUAAUGCCUGCGAGAUCACUCAUAAGAUAUAACAAUUUUUUUUUUCUUUUUUCUUUUUUUUUUCUCAGUCUGCAGAUUUAUUUAUGACUUUUUUAUUUUUAAUUUUUUUUAUUGGCAGUAACACAUUGCACUUCAGUCUGGGAUUAAAUUUUUUUCUUGGACAGAAUAUAGUAGGGAAAUUGAACUGGCAAGGAUAAUGAAUGCAUUGUUCAUGCAUCAGUGUGUUAGGAAGAGUAGGAAAAUUCUUAGCUAGUGGCAACAUCUGAGCGGACAUGGGAGAGUCUCUACCUGUACACAAAUGUCUUGUUGGACCUAGUAAGGAUCACUGCUUUUGGACUGUCGACAUUUCUGAUCGCUCGGCUUGAAUGUUCUUAUGAGGUCAGCUGCAGUCGCUGUACUGUAAAGACAUAGCAGUGUAACAUUUUCAUUUCAUUCUUUUUACACAACUGCUGAUUAAAGCUGUUUGGGGGGAAAAAGGAUUGGCCUGGAAAUAAUUUUGCACAGUUUGUGUGCCUUUUUUUCUUUCUGCUUUUUAUGCAAACAUGUCUUGGCUGCAAAAGCCUGCCCGAAAGUGAAUUACUGUUAGAAGACGGAGUUAUAGCAGUUUUGCUGUGCAACCAGAGGAAUCUGGUGUCUGUACUUUAAGCCUUAAUUACUUGAAACCUUUACAAUCCUCUAAUUUAUGGAAUAAUGUCUGUGAUGUUGUUGGACAGCUCUAUCGCUAUCCUGAAACUGGAAUUUCAGGCUGCAUACAUUUUUGCAUAGUAACGUGAUGACUAGUCACAUUGUGGAAGAAAGCGAAAAGAGGGGCAAGAAACCACGAUUGUCCAAAGGGAAAACAACCACACAACCUUCAUGACAAGAAUCCAGACUGCUGGUUAAUUUUAUAAGCCAAAUUUACAUUAUUGUGUUGUACAUGAAUAACUGUUACUAUGCAUUAAGAGGAUCUUAAUAGGCACUGACCGCUUCAUGUACUCAAGGUCAGCUUUAACACUUUGAGAACUCUUAGGUCUUAUUUAAAUGCACCCAACUUUUGGAACUUGGUUUAUUGACUUAAUUUAUUUUUAAAAAAUUUUGCAAGGAGGACUGAAAUCCCAACUUUGUAAAAGCAUGUAUGCAUCCGUGGAGCACGGGCCUGUUCUUUGCAGUGAUUCCAACAUUUUAUGCCUUUCAUGGAAAGGAAGGGUUCCAAAAAGUGAAAAGGAGAAACCAGUGUGUCGCAGGCGCUACUAUGAGGAAGGAUGGCUAGCUACAGGCAAUGGAAGAGGAGUUGUAGGCGUCACGUUCACCCUGAGCCAUUGUCGAAGAGACCGAAACACCCCUCAGAGAACCAACUUCAACCUUCGAGGUCACAACAGUGAGGUGGUGCUAGUGAGAUGGAACGAACCUUUCCAAAAGUUGGCAACUUGUGAUGCAGAUGGAGGAAUAUUUGUGUGGAUCCAGUAUGAAGGCAGAUGGUCUGUAGAACUGGUCAAUGAUCGCGGGGCACAGGUUAGUGACUUUACUUGGAGUCAUGAUGGCACUCAAGCUUUGAUAUCCUACAGAGAUGGAUUUGUGCUUGUGGGCUCCGUGAGUGGUCAGCGACAUUGGUCAUCAGAGAUAAACCUGGAAAGUCAAAUUACAUGUGGUAUUUGGACACCGGAUGAUCAACAGGUUCUUUUUGGCACAGCGGAUGGGCAAGUAAUAGUUAUGGACUGCCAUGGCAGGAUGUUGGCACAUGUUCUCUUACAUGAGUCAGAUGGCAUUCUGAGCAUGUCAUGGAAUUACCCCAACUUCCUGGUGGAAGAUAGCAGCGAAAGUGACACUGACUCUGAUGACUAUUCUCCACCUCAAGAUGGCCCUGCUGCAUAUCCUAUUCCAGUGGAGAAUAUCAAGCCGCUACUCACUGUUGGAUUUACAUCUGGGGAUAUUAGCUUGAUGAACAACUAUGACGACCUGUCACCAACCAUCAUUCGCUCAGGACUGAAAGAUGUAGUGGUUCAGUGGUGCACACAAGGAGAUUUACUAGCUGUUGCAGGGAUGGAAAAACAGAAUCUUCUACCUGAUCUUAGCAGUGGUCUAUCCCUUAAAAGUGCCAUCAUCAAGUUCUAUAAUGUCCGUGGAGAACAUAUCUAUACUCUGGAGACCCCAGUGCAGCGUCCAAUCACUUCCAUCUGUUGGGGCCACAGAGAUUCUCGCCUCUUCCUGGCUUCUGGUCCAGCACUUUAUGUUGUUCGGGUGGAGCACAAAGUCGCUAAUUUGCAACUUCUCUGCCAGCAAUCAAUUGCCAGCUCUCUCCGUGAUGACAAAGAUAUCGUCAAACUCUCCCUGCCUCCUCGUCUCUGCUCUUAUCUCACCACCGCCUUUAUGUCUACCAUUAAGCCUCCCAUACCUGACCCCAAUAAUAUGCGGGAUUUCGUCAGUUACCCAACAUCAGGAAAUGAGAGGUUACACUGCACUAUGAAGAGGACAGAGGAUGACCCAGAGGUUGGGGGCCCAUGCUACACACUUUAUUUGGAAUACCUGGGUGGAUUGGUACCUGUUCUCAAAGGGCGUAGGAUUAGCAAGCUGCGCCCUGAGUUUGUUAUCAUGGAUCCUAAAACAGAUGGAAAAACAGAUGAAAUCUACAGCAAUGGUUUGAUUUCUACAGUUAUCGACAGCUGUAAUUGUUCUGACUCCAGUGACAUCGAGUUAAGUGAUGACUGGGCAGCCAAGAAAUCUCCAAAGAUUACAAGAGCGAGUAAAUCUCCUAAAUUACCCAGAAUUAACAUAGAAGCUAGAAAAUCUCCAAAGCUGUCUCGUGCUGCACAAGAGAUUACAAGGUCCCCUCGAUUACCUAUAAGGAAGCCUUCAAUUGGGUCACCAAGUUUAACUCGGAGAGAAUUUCCUUUAGAAGAUAUCACACAGCAUAACUACCUUGCUCAGGUUACAUCCAAUAUAUGGGGAACUAAAUUUAAAAUAGUUGGGUUAGCGGCAUUCUUACCAGCAAAUCUUGGAGCGGUUAUUUAUAAAACGAGUUUGCUGCACCUCCAGCCAAGACAGAUGACUAUUUACCUUCCAGAAGUGAGAAAAAUUUCGAUGGACUAUAUUAAUUUGCCAGUAUUUAAUACUAAUGUUUUCAGUGAAGAUGAGGAUGAUUUACCAGUAACUGGAACUUCAGGGGCACCUGAAAAUAACCCACCUUGCACUGUGAAUAUUCCCAUUGCACCUAUCCAUAGCUCUGCCCAAGCUAUGUCACCAACUCAAAGCAUCGGCUUAGUUCAGUCUUUGUUAGCCAAUCAAAAUGUACAACUAGAUGUCCUGGCCAAUCAAAUGGUAGCUCCAGCGCCACCAGACCAUCCAACAGAAAAUACUGUUCAGUAUCCAACCCAGAAUCGAUAUUCUAAUCCAGGGCAAGUGAUAUUUGGUGGAGUUGAAAUGGGCCGCAUGUUGCUACCUCCCCAGCCUCCUUUGCCUCACCCAACCCAAAGUACAAUACAAAUGUCAGUUGACCACAACGAGCGAGACCACGAGCAUUCCCAGAAGUCAAAACCUGUACGCCCAAUUCCUCAAUUUGCAGAGGCAGAUGCUGUUGUUUUCACCACUGUUAAAGAAAUGCAGUUGAAUAAACUCAAUCCUCCACCUCCAUACCCAGGAACGAUCCCAGCUCCCCCAACUUCAGCAGCACCUCCACCACCAAUCCCACAACCUCCAGUAGAUUUCUGCCUGAAAAAGGGGGAAUUUUCCCUGUUUUCUAGUGGGCAUUAUCAGACUCCACUAGGUUAUGAACGAAUCACAACAUUCGAUAGCAGUGGCAAUGUUGAAGAAGUGUGCAGACCACGAACUCGAAUUCUGUGUACGCAAAAUACCUAUACACUUCCUGGCCCAGGAAGCUCUGCAACACUAAGAGUUUCUGCAACAGAGAAGAAGAUUAAACAACCUUGCACUAGUGCCACACUGAAUAGGCUGACUGUUCCACGCUAUUCAAUACCCCCUGGAGAUCCACCACCAUACCCUGAAAUUGCUGCACAGCUUGCUCAAAGCAGGGGUGCAGCUCAAAGAAUAGACAGCAGUCUCAUCCAUGCUACUCUGCGGAGAAAUAGUCGUGAAGCUACUCUUAAAAUGGCUCAAAUGGUUGAUAACCAGAGGGCAACACUACAGCAUCCACCCAAAUCAAAGAGUAAUGUUGUGACUGGACAGUACCAACAAAGGACACCAACAGCAUUGUACACAUGUAGCCAGUGUAGCAGUAGCACUGGAGUUAUCAGCAGUAGCAUCAGUAAUCAUAAUAGUAAUAUAACCACUAGUACCAUUGGUGCUGGUAAUAUUCGCCCUGACCUACCCUCAGCUUGUAGUCCACAGCAGAGUACAGUUAUAGUUCACUCCGCCAGUACAGCUCCUUUGGCAUCUCAGUCCUCUUAUAACCUUUUAAGUCCUGUUGAAAGUUGCAGAGACAGAACAGACUAUAUUAACUCUGCAUUUACAGAAGAUGAGUCUGUUUCCCAGCAUUGCCACAUAGAAAAGACAGUCAGGCAUAUGAACCUGGCUGAGGCAACACUUACAAUAAAACGUCCCCCACCAUACCAAUGGGAGCCAAUGGUAAAUGAGGACAUAUGGGUUCCACAGGAAAGGACAGCUCAUAACACAUUGCCAAUGCCGCAGAGGCCUCUCCCUCUAAUACUUGGACAGGGCCAACAUCUAGAUAUGUCACGUGUUCCAUUUAUUUCCCCCAAGUCGAGUUCCAGUCCCAUUUCAACAUUCCAAUCAAAUUAUGGUGUUGGGAUGCCUUUUACUGGUGCUUAUAAUGUACCACCUCCUCUCCAACAAGUUCAGAAACCGUGCUCCCCAAAGGAAACUCUAACACCAGCACAGUUUGUCCAACAGGAGCCCUCUAUUUUAGUACAGCCAGCAUAUCCACCCAACCUGCCUUGUUGCCCCUUGCCACCAAUGUAUCCAGGAAGUAGUAAUUGCAAUGGUUUGCAGCUUCCUGCAAUAGCUCUGCACCCAUGGAACACAUACAAUGCAUGCCCCCCAGUUCCAAGCUCACAGGCCACACUUCCACCAAAGUCUCAUUUGUUGCCAGAAAAACCUGUCCUUUCUCCUCCUCAGCCUGAGCUCCAAAGUAAUGUGGGUACUGAAGUAAUGGUGGAAACUGCUGAUAAUUUCCAGGAGGUCCUUUCCUUAACGGAGAGCCCUGUGCCCCAGAGAACAGACAAAUUUGCUAAGAAAAAUCGAAAGCGUUUGGAUAGCAAGCCAGAAGAAGGAAAUGUUCAAGCAAUUACCGAGGGCAAAGUGAAAAAGGAAGCAAGGACUUUGGGUGAUUUUAAUUCCCUCAUAUCUAGCCCACGGCUUGGAAGAGAAAAAAAGAAAGUCAAAAGUCAGAAAGAUCAGCUAAAAUCCAAGAAAUUAAAUAAGACAAGUGAAUUUCAAGAUAGUUCAGAAAGUGAACCAGAGCUUUUCAUCAGUGGAGAUGAGCUAAUGAACCAGAGCCAGAGCAAUAAAAAGGGAUGGAAAACCAAGAGGAACCUUAGGACAGCUAGUGACUUGGAUGAAUUUAAGUGUCGAAAAGCAAAUGAUAAAGAAGAUGGCAGAUUGGGAAGCCAAGGAUUUGUAUAUGUAAUGGCCAACAAGCAGCCUCUUUGGAAUGAGGCAACACAGGUCUACCAGUUGGACUUUGGCGGUAGGGUGACUCAGGAAUCAGCAAAAAAUUUCCAAAUAGAACUGGAAGGAAGACAGGUUAUGCAGUUUGGAAGGAUCGAUGGCAACGCCUACAUUUUAGACUUUCAGUAUCCCUUUUCAGCCGUCCAAGCCUUUGCUGUUGCUCUGGCAAAUGUGACUCAGCGUCUCAAAUGAGCCUAGACUAUGGCACAGGAGCAUUUCAACUACAGUGGAAAAAUUAAGCCUUCAAUAGAAUGGAUAGCUCAAUGGGACAACGAGAAACAACAAAACAUUAAAUAAUGUCAACUGGAAAGAACCAUGACUUCCCGUGUGAAGGCACUCUUGUCAUUUUCUUAAUUUUUUUACAUGCAAUAUUGCUGAUGGUUGAACAGGAGCCAUUUUGUCAUGAUGGGAGCGUGCCUGUUGACAGUUCUGUUUUGUUUGGUGCAAUAGAUGUUAGAAUAUUACAUGGAAAAACUGCCUUAUUUAUAAUAUUAUUUUUUGAAAACUGUAAGCUAUGUGGUUCAUUGACCUGUUUUUUCCAGUUUGUAGAAUCACAAACAAAAAUGCAACUAAGAAUAUUUUUUAAUACUUGAAUGCAUUCAAAAUGGGACGGUAGGUACUGAAGGUUAGAUAGAUUUGCGUAGCUAUGAGUUCAUGUUUGCAGAAACCAGAGUGUUUUUGGUUUGGUUUUAAGAGAAUCUCUAUACUGAACUGAAAAACUCUUGAUGUUUUUCAUUUCUAAAUUAUAGUCUUUGCCACAUUGGAGUAGAUCUGUUCUUAAAUGUGUAUAUAUUAUUACCCACUGUAUUGUUGAAAGAACCAGAGUUAAGUCUACCCUGGAAGGGUAUUCAAAAUGUGUUAAAUUAGGCCUUGCUUUACUGUUCAUAGUAAUAUAUUAAAGGGGCUUUAUGACUUGUAAACUUAGCUUGAAUUGAUCCAUAAUGUAAAAAUGCCUAAUGUUUGCCAUCAAUAGCAACAGCUUGUCAUGUGGUACCCUGGUAAUACAUGCCUGCAUUCGAAACAAGAACAUGUGGGACCCAGAGAAGAUAGUUUGGAUAACCUCUUUAACCUGCUUGAAGUUCCCCUGUUUGAAGGUUGGUAAUAGUGGAGGGUACAACCCUGUUUUAUAUAAAUAAGAUAAUCUGCCACUAAAAUCAGGCCUGGUCGCUGUGCUCCUACAAGUGAAUUAGAUGUGGCCCCUGACGUAGGGAAGGGGGUUUUACUGUCUUGAACAUAAAAUUCCCUAGGCCCAGUUUAAAAGAGGGGUCUGGACAUAUGCAACAACCCCUCAUAUUGAAAUCCAUGGAGGUUACAGGAACAUACCAGUAUGGAGUAAAUCAUCAGAAAAUGACAUGGUAAAAAUCUGUGAAUUAACAACUUUAAUUUACUCUUGCCUUUGUAAAUGUAGCUAUGAAAACCCAUUUUGAUAUUCAAAAAAUAAAUUUGUUAUGAAACAGAUAAAAGGGCAGCAAAAUUUGGAACUAGGACACACAUUCUCAUGGUGUCCACAAUUCUACCAAAACACUCUUCUUUUUUUAUAGCUAGUUAACUUGUACUAUCCCUAUAAAUGGCUGCCUGUAUAUUUCAUAUGGACUUUUCCCCCCUUAAUUUACAGAGUUAUGCACCCUUUGCUCUAAAUGUAGGAGCAUAAUUGUUGUUUCCUCUACCGUCUAGUUUAAUACAAAAAUGUCUGCUUGAUGUUAAACCAGUCCUGCUGAAUUACACCUCUAGGCUUCACAGCAGUGACAUGGAUAACUGAAGGGUAUUUACUACUUUACUGAAAUUAUUUGAUUCAGAACUGCAUUGAACCAUUCUACUGAGGGUCUUGAGAACUUGAAGGUCAAUUAAAUAUCGACUUUUUCUUCAUAUGAUCAAAUGUAGAUAAAAUAAUCUACUACGAUUUAUCUGUUUCUAAGAUAGAAGGAAGGCAACUUAAUUGGUCGCCAUUACAGCUCCCACAGGAGUUUGCAUCCAGGCUACUCGCUCUUGGAUGGUAUAUCUUCUUAGGUAUGCUAUACUUCCUUUAUCCUGGUAUCACUGCCUAACAAAAUUAGUAAUUAAGAAAUCUAGGUGAAAAAAAACUGUACUGUAUUUAUAGUGGUCAUAAUGCGUGUCGCCAAUUUAACAGCAGAUAGAACUAGGAAACUAAUUCAAUUUUUUACAGUCUACAGAAGAGGACUACUGAAGGAGGGCUGUGUAUGAAUAUUGCAGUUCUGACGCUAUUAUCCUUCUCCCCACAAUAUGAGCAAUCUCAUCUACAGUGUCACUAGCGUAGUUGCAGUCAUUAUAAAUGACAUUCGACUGAAACAGCACAUUGACUAAUGCAUCUCUACAUGUCAAGUCAGUGUAUAUGUAACAUGACCUUUUUUGGUAUCCACAUUGAUUAGGAUAAAAUACAAUGUGAAAAUAUAUCAUGGGGUUUAUGAUCGUAAAGGGAAUCUGUCACCAUAAAAAUGCAGUGUAUUCUGCAGGCAACAUGUUUUAGAGCUGGAUGAGCUGAGCAGAUUGAUUAUAUAGUUCUGUGAGAAAAGAUUUAGUGUAAAUUGUAUUUUAUUCAUUUAAAUUCCCGCUCUUUCUGGGCUUUAAAGUCAAGGAGGCAGUCCUAUCAGUGACUGAAAGCUAUCUCUGUAUUUACAGUCAGAAGGGGAAGACUGUCCACCAAUUAAUAGGACCGCCUUCUUGUCUUCAAAGCCCAGACAAAGCAGGGAUGUAAAUGGAUAACUACUUUUUUACUGUAUAUUUGCCCAUGAAACAAUGCAUCAAACUGCUCUGCUUCACCUUCUCUGUAACAUGCUGCCUUCACUGUGUUCAGUGUAACAGUUCCCUUUAAGUGACUUCUCACUAUGGCACUAUAGGGAAAUUAUUCCUUAUAAUUGAUUACAUGAAUAGCAUAUUAAUUGCAUCUGGUACAAAUGUUUGACAGAGGUAAAACCACUGGGGCCCCCAAUAGGCACCUUUUCCACAUCUCCCAUUCACUUUAAUCAAAAGGAGCUGUGAACAUGAGAUUAAUGGGAGACAGGCAUUUAUAUAAUGCCCGUUUGAUAUGCCCUAAAUGUCUAUGAGCAGGAAAUAACUUUAAUAUAUAAAGUACAACAUCUUCUGAAAGUAAAAUGACUUUUGUGGCUUGACAAGAAAUAUUAUUGUAAAAAUGAUUGUCAAAUAACAUCAUGCUGAAGAGUUGGACUGGCCAUGUAUGUAUGUAUGUGUGUGUGUAUAUAUAUAUAUAUAUAUAUAUAUAUAUAUGUGUUAUAUUGCUUUAUUGUGUGCGGCAUUCACUAGUUCUCUGAUUGGGCAACAGAGGAUUUUUUUUUGUUUUAAUGACCAUCUGAAAUGCAAAAUGCGUCUAUGCAAAAUUUCAAAUCUGAAUUGUGGAUAAAGUUUAAAUGAAUCCUUUCAAAUUGA
Bufo gargarizans (Asiatic toad) is the source of this 9892-nucleotide messenger RNA. RefSeq names its product TUB like protein 4 (gene TULP4). The record is from RefSeq and is a predicted model, not a curated record. NCBI's taxonomy places the organism in Eukaryota, Metazoa, Chordata, Amphibia, Anura, Bufonidae. Gene Ontology annotation, molecular function: protein binding. Bases 1982 to 6682 code for a protein of 1566 amino acids. The transcript is spliced from 16 exons.